GUAAUAAAUCCAAAGAAAAAAGGAAAAAAGAAAAAGUAUGUUAAUUCUGGAACAGUAACAUUGCUUUCCUUCCUAAUUGAAACAGAAGUUUCAUUCCUUGACUAUAUUAAAGGCGGAACCCAAAUCAAUUUCACAGUAGCUAUUGAUUUCACAGCCUCAAAUGGUAACCCUUCACAGCCUACUUCACUGCACUACAUGAAUCCCUAUCAGCUGAAUGCUUAUGGCAUGGCACUGAAAGCAGUAGGUGAAAUAAUUCAGGACUAUGACAGCGAUAAAAUGUUCCCAGCUCUAGGUUUUGGAGCUAGACUGCCUCCAGAUGGAAGAGUAUCACAUGAAUUUGCACUGAAUGGAAACCCUCAAAAUCCAUACUGCCAUGGAAUUGAUGGUGUAAUGGAGGCAUAUUACAGGAGUCUCAAGUCUGUACAGCUUUAUGGACCAACAAACUUUGCCCCUGUAAUUAAUCAUGUAGCCAGAUAUGCUGCUUCGGUAAAAGAUGGCUCCCAGUAUUUUGUUCUUCUCAUUAUUACAGAUGGAGUUAUUUCUGAUAUGGCUCAGACAAAAGAAUCCAUAGUGAAUGCUUCAAAGCUUCCAAUGUCAAUAAUUAUAGUGGGGGUAGGACCAGCGGAGUUUGAUGCUAUGGAAGAACUGGAUGGUGAUGUAGUGAGGAUUUCUUCAAGAGGCAAGUUUGCAGAAAGAGACAUUGUGCAG
This is a messenger RNA of Fulmarus glacialis (Northern fulmar), 708 nucleotides long. RefSeq names its product copine-8. The transcript is spliced from 8 exons. NCBI's taxonomy places the organism in Eukaryota, Metazoa, Chordata, Aves, Procellariiformes, Procellariidae. Gene Ontology annotation, cellular component: plasma membrane. The annotation marks the transcript as partial. Gene Ontology annotation, biological process: cellular response to calcium ion. Gene Ontology annotation, molecular function: calcium-dependent phospholipid binding. The record is from RefSeq and is a predicted model, not a curated record.